Messenger RNA from Cyanistes caeruleus (blue tit), 2540 nucleotides. Lineage: Eukaryota; Metazoa; Chordata; Aves; Passeriformes; Paridae. The record is from RefSeq and is a predicted model, not a curated record.
UGGGCCUGGGGGCAGGAGGAGAAGGGAAGGAGAAGCAGGGUUGAGGAACAAAAUGGUCAAAUGAUGCACAUGGGAGGAGAAAGUGGGAUUGUGCAGGAGAAGGAGGAAUAGUAGGAAGAAGAGGAGUGUGAGGGAGAGUAGGGACAUGGGAGGAGGAGGAGCAGGAAGAGUACACAGCACAAGGUUCCAUCCCUCCCUGUAUCUGCAGCCCUCUGAGCAUUACCCCCCCCCACAUGCAGCAGCUGUCUGGGGAGGGGGAUCCAUGAUUUUCACGGGGCUGAAUCUUGGUGUUUCUGACCUUUAUUGGGCUAAAUGUUGGUGCUUUGGUGUUGGAGGUAAAUUUCUCACAAAUGGGACAGGACUGAUGGGUGACAUGUCAUGAGCUUUUAUUUUGGGAACCAGUCUCAGGUACAGAUACAGGAGAUGGCACAAGCUCACGUCUACCACAAGCAGCUCCAAAAUCUCUUUGUUUCAGAACAUUUUAUAAGUUUUUCAGCCAAUAGCAUAUUGAUAAAUCUUACAGACAGUUGUUCUAUCUAAUCACUAGAAACACACGUACAUCUUCCUCAAACAAUGCUUGCAUGUUUGCUUUCUAUUAACAAUACACAAUACUCUGUUAUUAAACUUAAAACUUUCUACUGUCUUGGUAAGCAUAUUUUUCUUCAAUCUUAAGGUCUGUCUUGGCCAAGCCUAGAAACUCAGCUAUUAUUUCAUGUCCUUGCAUGUUUUAUUAUUGUAUCUUUACUUUCAGACCUUGCAGCUGCAGCUAGCUCAAAGUCUAAGUUCUCUGCUUUUUCUUUUGAGGCCUAUUUUCAUGGCAUCUAAAAGUUUUCUUAACUUCACUGUUUCCCACACUUUGGUUUUUUGCAGGGGCUAAAUCUUUUUUUUUGGAUGGGGUUUUGGCUGAAUCCUGAUCUUUGGGGAGUUUUUGAUCUGUGUCUUUAUAUUUGGAGGAUUUUGGGGCUGAAUCUUUAUGUUUUGGAGGUUCUUACGGACACAAGAUGCCCAAUGACUUCCUGAGAUGAACUUGGGAAAGGAGCAGCCCCCAGGCAAACAUGCUCUCCUUUUGUUUUUCCCCAAAACCAGGAUUUGUCAUUCCCAAGGCAUUUCUAGAUGGAGGAGGAGGAAAAGAGAUCCCAAAUGAGAAGGGGCUGCAAACCCAACCCAGGAAGCUGCAGGGUGGAAAGACUCCCUCUCUGCCGUGAAGGUGGCCAGCAGUCCAGACGGAGCUCAGAGCUGGUGGAGAAACCUCAUGGCGAGGAGAAGCCCCACAAGUGCUUGGAAUGUGGGAAGGGCUUCAGCUGCAGCUCCGACCUGAUUAGGCACCAGGUGAUCCACACUGGGGAAAAGCCCUACAAGUGUGGGGAAUGUGGGAAGAGCUUCAGCCACAGCUCCAACCUGAUCCGGCACCAGAGUAUCCACACUGGGGAAAAGCCCUAUGAAUGUGGGGAAUGUGGGAAGAGCUUCAGCCAGCGCUCCCACCUGAUGCAACACCAGAGGAUCCACACUGGGGAAAAGCCCUACGAUUGUGGGGAAUGUGGGAAGAGCUUCAGGAACAUCUCUGGUCUGAUUGAACACCGGGUGAUUCACACAGGGGAACAGCCCUAUACCUGCUUGGAAUGUGGAAAGAGCUUUGGGCGGUUGUCCAACCUGAGAAACCACCAGCGCAUCCACACUGGGAAGAGGCCCUACGAGUGUCCCCAGUGUGGGAAGAGGUUUCAGACCAGCUGCAAUCUGCUCCUACAUGAGCGGAUUCACACAGACGAGAGGCCCUUCCGCUGCCCCGACUGCGGGAGGAGCUUCAACCGCAACUCCCACCUCACUGUCCACCGGCGCAUCCACAGUGGGGAGAGGCCCUACGAGUGUCCCCAGUGUGGGAAGAGCUUCUCACAGAGCUCAACCUUGACCCAGCACCAACGAAGGCACCAGUAAGGGAGGCCCUGUGAGUGCCCCGAGUGUGGGAAGAGCUUCUUGUGGUGCUCCAGCUCCAUCACCCAUGGGAGGAUCCGUAUUGGAUGAUCCCCAGUGACCCCCAUUGGGCAGAGCCCUGGUGAUCCAUGUUGGGAAGACACCUGGCUGGGGAGAGUCAGCAUCUUCCUGUCUCCCUGUGGGGACCUGGAUGAAUGCAGGAGUAGGAACAUCCAUCAGGAUGCAGACCAACAAUGGGAAUUCCUUGGCGAGGGUAGAUCUGUUGACUUGCAACCCGAAAAAGUCUUUUGCAUUCAGUCAUAUCUUCUGGUGGCAUCAAGGAAUACUGGAUGGUCUUGGAAGUCAUUUCCAACUUCUGUGAUUCCACAGUGUUAAUUUCUUACUGCCCAAGGGUGUCUUUCACAGCCAAACAGUGAUGAACUGGGUCAAAGACCAGUAGUUUACAGACAGUGGUGUGGAAACCCCUCCAAAAGAGGUUCUUCCCAUGCACCCAAGUAUGUGGACCUUCAGCCAGCACAGAUACUGGCCUUGAGGCCUUGAUUUGCUUUUCAUUUAUUUUUAUCUCUUUAAAAUAUCCAACUUUUGGUUUAAGAAUAAAGACACUGAACUAA